Mucor velutinosus is the source of this 1566-nucleotide messenger RNA. RefSeq lists its product as uncharacterized. The transcript has 8 exons. Lineage: Eukaryota; Fungi; Mucoromycota; Mucoromycetes; Mucorales; Mucoraceae. Bases 1 to 1566 code for a protein of 521 amino acids. Gene Ontology annotation, molecular function: U4 snRNA binding; protein binding; U6 snRNA binding. The record is from RefSeq and is a predicted model, not a curated record. Gene Ontology annotation, biological process: mRNA splicing, via spliceosome. Gene Ontology annotation, cellular component: U4/U6 x U5 tri-snRNP complex.
AUGGACAAUGAACCCUCUCAGAUCUCGAGACUUACAUCGAAACCUCGUGUUCAUUUCGGUUCAUUAGAAGGCCAAGAAUCUGUCAAAAGAGCGCGUACCGAUGACAAUACACCCACAUCCAACAAUGGUACAAUUGAUCUCGAUGCUCUGGCAGAAAGUAUGGAGCCUGCGUAUUCGGUCAACGUAGGUGAAGCAGAUAAGCAGGUGUUGGCAGAAUUCGAGAGACGAAAGAGAGCUUUUCAAAUUGCUGUGCCAACAGAUGAUGGCCGUGUUCGACAAAGACUUCGAGACAUUGGUGAACCACAAUGUCUCUUUGGCGAAGGGCCUGGAGAUCGUCGUGAUCGUCUAAGAUAUCUAUUAUCCAAGAUUCAAGGUCAUGAAGUAGAAAGCGAAGAGGAAUCAGCAAGUGAAGCGGAAGAAGAGGAUAAUGAGGAAUUCUUUACUCCAGGAUCAGUAGAAUUAUUAGAGGCAAGAAAGUGGAUCACAAAAUACUCAUUACCAAGAGCCAAGCAAAGAAAUGAUCGACAAAAAGAGGAAUCCAGCAUCCCGCUGGCUUUAUUGAAAGCAAGCAGAAAAGAACUACACGCCAAACUCAAAGCAUAUUCAAAUUGGUCUUCACAGAUUGCUGAUGACCGACCGAUUGCUCAAUGUGCCUUCAGUCCUGAUUCCAAGCUAUUAGUUACUGGCUCAUGGUCUGGACUUUGCAAAGUAUGGACUGUGCCCAACUGCGAAAAAGUGUUGACAUUGAAGGGACAUAACGAUAAAGUGGGUGGUGUUACUUUCCAUCCUGAAGCUACUAUUUCUCAAGAGAAGAGUGCUUUGAAUUUAGCGUCGAGUGGUGCUGAUGGAUUGAUCCAACUGUGGAAUUUAGAAAGUGAAUCGCCCAUUGGUACAUUAAAGGGACAUGCAAGACGAGUUGCUAGAAUUGGGUUCCAUCCUUCGGGCAAAUAUCUAGGCAGUGCCAGUUUUGAUGGUACAUGGAGAUUAUGGGAUGUGGUUACAGCGCAAGAAUUAUUAUUACAAGAGGGCCAUGCCAAGGAAGUGUAUUCAAUUGCAUUUCAGUGUGAUGGAAGUUUGGUUGCGACAGGUGGUUUGGAUGCGAUUGGAAGGGUAUGGGAUAUGAGAACAGGCCGAUCAUCCAUGACGCUUGAAGGACAUAUGAAGGAUAUUUUAGGCUUGGAUUGGUCGCCUAAUGGAUACCAUUUAGCAUCAGCUAGUGCAGACAACACUGUUAAGAUUUGGGACGUGCGCACGCUUCGUAAUUUAUACACAAUUUCAGCACAUCAAUCACUCGUAUCCGAUGUGAAAUACAGCAAGGGCGUGCCUGGAACAAAUAACAACAGUGCUUCUGACCCACACAACAUUGCCGGUCUGUACUUGACUACCUCUGGAUAUGAUGGCUGUGUCAAGAUUUGGUCUGGGGAUGACUUUAGAUUAGUCAAGAGCUUAGACGGACAUGAUGGAAAGGUUAUGGGCGUAGAUGUAUCAAGAGAUAAUAAUUUCAUUGCUUCGUCUGGUUACGAUCGUACAUUUAAGCUAUGGGCAGAUGAAAAUCUUGUCAUUUAA